GCCGCCGCCCGCCCUUUUUGCUGCGCGCGGCGCUGGGCCGCCGCGACGUGACGGUGCCGGUGACGUGAGCGCGUAGCGUGCGCGUGACGUGGUCCCGGGGCAGGCGGGCGGGGCCGGUUUGAACGCGGGGGAGACGGGGCCGGAGCGGGCAGAAGAUGGCGGUGAACGUGUACUCCACGUCGGUGACGAGCGACAACCUGAGCCGGCACGACAUGCUGGCGUGGAUCAACGAGUCCCUGCAGCUGGCGCUGACCAAGAUCGAGCAGCUCUGCUCAGGUGCUGCGUACUGUCAGUUCAUGGACAUGCUCUUUCCGGGUUCUGUAGCGCUCAAGAAAGUGAAGUUUCAAGCAAAAUUGGAACACGAAUACAUUCAAAACUUCAAGGUUCUACAAGCAGGUUUUAAACGAAUGGGUGUUGACAAAAUAAUUCCUGUGGACAAACUAGUGAAAGGAAAAUUUCAGGACAACUUUGAAUUUGUUCAGUGGUUCAAAAAAUUUUUUGAUGCGAACUAUGAUGGGAAGGAGUACGAUCCCGUCGCUGCCCGGCAAGGCCAAGAGACAGUAGCACCAAAUCUUGUUGCACCAGUUGUGAACAAACCCAAGAAAUCUCUCGGUUCUGGCAGUGCAGCCCCACAGAGGCCCAUUGUUACACAGAGGACCCCAACGACUGCGAAAGCUGGGACUGGAAUGGUGAAAAAGGCUGCAGGAGAUGAUGAAUCAGCAGGAUUGAUUGAGCAGAUCAAUGUAUUGAAACUUACUGUUGAAGAUCUGGAGAAGGAGAGAGACUUCUACUUUGGCAAACUGAGGAACAUUGAAUUGAUCUGCCAGGAGAAUGAAGGGGAGAAUGAUCCAGUAUUGCAGAGGAUUGUGGAAAUUCUUUAUGCCACAGAUGAAGGCUUUGUGAUACCUGACGAAGGAGCACCGCAGGAAGAACAAGAAGAGUAUUAACAGACCACAUACUGUACCAGCAGAGCAGCAACAUCAGAAUUCUUUGCCCCAGAUCAUGUGCUUAACUGUAAAAUACUCCACUUUAUUCUUAGAGGACUCACUGGUUUCUUUUCAUAAGCAAAAAAGUACCUCUUCUUAAAGUGCACUUUGCGGAAGUUUCACUCUUUUUACAGUGGGUUUGAGUUAGGAGCUCUUUCUCACUUUGUAGCAGAGCAGUAUUCACAUCUAGGUGGUAUAUUUAGGGAGCAAGAGGCUGAAUAUUUGGAACUUGUUGCAGAAUGGUUUGCUGGUAAAACACUGGUUUGUGGAAAGACUCUUUUUGUAUCUAAGGUGGCGUGUAGUAGAGAACUUAAAGACUCUGACUCGCAGAAAGAUUGAGUUAAUGUGAAAUUGCAGCACAGAAAUUAUAAUAAAAUGCCUUAAGAGUAUUUAAUAUGCUUCCAUAUGCCAAAUUGAAGUAAUGUGACGGGAGAUUUUAUGUGCUUCAUAUUGGGGUAGACGCUUGUUUAACUCCAUUCACUGCUGUCUGAGAGGCCUUGCAUGGCAGUCUCACUUUGUCAGCAAGUGCUCAAAAGGGGCUAUUAAAACAAAACUUCAUUCCUAUGUAAAGCUGCUUACUGAGUGAUUAGUUCUCGAUGAAAUAGGCCUUAACGUUGCCUGUCACAAGAUUAGAGGGAGUAUGAACAGCUGAGACACAUAAAUUACCUUGAAGAGUGCUAAAGCCUUUUUCUAUGGCAUUGUGGCUAAUGACUUUGCCAAAAUGUACUGUGUUUUCUGUUUAAAAACAAAACAAAAAACAACAAAAAGCAAAGGGCAUCCAGUCUUACUGCCUAAAAGGUUCUUCAGAAGUAAUUUUCUUUUCUGGCUCUUGUUUCUAUAACUGUUUAUUUUUGUUGGUAUGCUUUUUGGUCUCUCACUGGUUCUCUUCUCUUUCCCAUCCCAAGGAGUGCUAUCAAAUCCAGUGGUUGUAACGGGACUUGCACUGUGCAACUCUCUUAGAAUGAAAAUGAAUUGAGCACGUGAGGAUGAUUGUCUUUUUUUUUAAACCAGGACGUAUCUAAUAAUAAUACUUGCCACUUCACUAGUUUUCUGGGGUCAAAACUAAAAGAUGCUGGCUAACAGAGCUAAUGUUCCUGCAGAAAAUACAGUACUGAGACUAACUUAAAUAUUAAUAUUUAAAAUACUUUCUUUAACUGUCCCUCUUUUUUGCUAUCAUGCCCCGCGUUACUGUUGUGUUUGGCAAGAUCCUGCAAGACUUCUGAUUCCCCUUCACUACUGAGAUUGAUCAGUCCUGUUGUGCUUGUAUUCAUUUGUUCCUGGUGGUAGCUUGUCCUAAAAUGUGUGUAGGAGAGCAUUUUAUGGUAAUUGUUGUGUAGUGCAUGAAUCUUUGUGAAAUUCAGAGAAAAACCCAAAUUCAGUGAAUGCCAAAAAAUGCAAGUAUCUAGCCAUUGUUUAAAAUUGCAGUGGUGCUAUUUCUCUUGUGGCCUUUUAGACUUUUGUUGCCCUAAAACUCCAUUUUACUGAGAAACCAUAUUUGACUCGGACUUUUCUUGACAGGGUUUUUCUAUUUUACGCAGUUUCUAAAUAAAGUUCUGUAUUUCAAGAG
This is a messenger RNA of Cygnus atratus (black swan), 2553 nucleotides long. RefSeq names its product microtubule associated protein RP/EB family member 1 (gene MAPRE1). Gene Ontology annotation, cellular component: spindle midzone; cytoplasmic microtubule; microtubule plus-end. Gene Ontology annotation, biological process: protein localization to microtubule plus-end; spindle assembly; regulation of microtubule polymerization or depolymerization. The coding region runs from base 156 to 947 and encodes 263 amino acids. The transcript is spliced from 7 exons. Gene Ontology annotation, molecular function: microtubule plus-end binding. Lineage: Eukaryota; Metazoa; Chordata; Aves; Anseriformes; Anatidae. The record is from RefSeq and is a predicted model, not a curated record.